Molecule: messenger RNA, 456 nt
Organism: Trichosurus vulpecula (common brushtail)
Lineage: Eukaryota; Metazoa; Chordata; Mammalia; Diprotodontia; Phalangeridae
Product: protein phosphatase 1 regulatory subunit 14A-like
Exons: 1
Coding region: 1-456 (151 amino acids)
Biological process (GO): regulation of phosphorylation
Cellular component (GO): cytoplasm
Molecular function (GO): protein serine/threonine phosphatase inhibitor activity
Source: RefSeq, a predicted model, not a curated record
AUGGCUGCUCAGCGGCUCGGCAAGCAGGUCCUGAGCAAGCUGCAGUCACCCUCCUGGGCCGGGGGCAGUCCCAGAGGUAGCCCUGGAGGCCUGCAGAAGCGACAUGCCCGAGUCACGGUCAAGUAUGACAGGCGGGAGCUGCAGCAACAGCUGGACGUGGAGAAGUGGAUCGAAGGGCGCCUGGAGGAGCUGUACCAGGGCUGGGAGGAAGAAAUGCCUGAUGAAGUCAACAUUGAUGAAUUAUUGGAACUAGAGAGUGGGGAGGAGAGAAGCAGAAAAAUUCAGAGAAUCGUGCAGACCUAUAGGAACCCCACAGAGGAUUUUGCCAAGGAGCUGGUCCUGAAGCUUCAGGGGCUUCACAAACAGCCAGGCCUUCCCCGGGGCAGCCCUUCAGAUGACCCAGAUGGGGGUGGCAUAAGUCCAGUCCAGGAUCAAGCCAGGACAGCCCCUCGCUAA